AUGAACCCAGUUGAAUCUGGGUUCUCGUGCAUCGACCGCCCGAUCGCAGCAGCUUUCGCAGUGGGCGCGCAGCACGCAGACGCAUUGAUUCCGAUCACCGGGCGCACCGACACCCCGCACCACAGGUAUCCGACGAGCCAAUGGGAGGCCGCGGACGCCGCAGCAUUUAUUGCCUGGUGGGGAAAUCUCCUCGGACCAGGUCUAUGGAGGUAUAAAACCCUGCCCCUAGUCGUCCCCAGCAAUCACACGGCUGGCAAGCUACGCACACACGGUCCCAAACACCCUUCGCGUGCGAUUCGUUUCUUCGUCUUCGUUUCUGCGUUUCUGCUCUAA
Messenger RNA from Mesocestoides corti, 333 nucleotides. The record is from the annotation of a GenBank genome assembly. NCBI's taxonomy places the organism in Eukaryota, Metazoa, Platyhelminthes, Cestoda, Cyclophyllidea, Mesocestoididae.